This is a messenger RNA of Exophiala viscosa, 3870 nucleotides long. RefSeq names its product inositol-hexakisphosphate kinase. Gene Ontology annotation, cellular component: nucleus; cytoplasm. NCBI's taxonomy places the organism in Eukaryota, Fungi, Ascomycota, Eurotiomycetes, Chaetothyriales, Herpotrichiellaceae. The record is from RefSeq and is a predicted model, not a curated record. Gene Ontology annotation, biological process: phosphatidylinositol phosphate biosynthetic process; inositol phosphate biosynthetic process. The coding region runs from base 1 to 3870 and encodes 1289 amino acids. The transcript has a single exon. Gene Ontology annotation, molecular function: inositol hexakisphosphate kinase activity.
AUGUCCAGUAGCGUUCCCGCCGGAAGACCGUCCGCGCAAGCCUCGACGGUAAAUGGACAGAGUCUCCGCCAUGACUCUACUUCCUCUUCAACCUCAACAAGUCCCUCGUCGAGCUCGAAACCGAUCUCAAUCUCACGGGGGACGAAGGGGACGCAGAAGAACCAUGGCAGAAGCCCGUUAUACAAUACUACACGGGUAGCCGACUGGGGUGGGAAGACACCUCCCUUGUCCGAGAGAGACAGCAUUUUUGCCGACCACUAUGUAUCUCCCCCAAGCGAUCCUUCCUCUCCAGCAGAGACAAUAACCCACCAGUCGUCAUAUCCCAAGUCAUCGCGGAAGGCACCGGGCACAAUGUCGACCAUGGUAGCUCGAACUCUUUCUCCACCAGAGUCCUUUCCAGUCACUCGCCCUCAAUCCCCCGGAAAUUUCGAAUGGUUGAAAAGGUCGGACUCUUCUGAGAACACUUCUCGCCCUUCUACAGGUACAAUACAUGGUAUUAGAAGGAUCGCGUCAGAGGGACAUCCGUGGGUCAAGAAAUUCCAUGUCACGGUUCAACCUAUGGAGGAACAGGAUGUCGGCGCUGAACAAGGAAUCGGUCACAAAUAUGAGCAGCGUCCCAACACAGCCCCGGACGUCCCAGAUACGUCUGAACAUGAUGAGACUGGCCACGGCCCCUCCGAAAGGGGUGGAUCCAUGCGGGCGGCAUUCAAACAAGGCCCUCGUACGGAACGAAGUGUUAGCCGGGGUCGGCAACAUGUUGACAAGAGUAUUGAAGCAACUGUUAAGAAUCCAGAGACAAGUGGAACAGCUCGAAGCAGGAAGGCCAGCCAUAUGAUGGGCAUAUUCGAUCCUCGCUCCGAGUCUCAAACCCUGUCUGUUGUCGGCGAGCUGAGUCGGCAACUCGCAGCGAGCAGAGUGCCGUCCAAGCCUUCUUCUCGGCCCACCACUCCUGGCGACCAAGAUAUCAUUACCCUUCGGACUGGUCGAAGAGGUUCCAAAGAAUCCUUUGAUGUCGUUCCUGCUAUUCCAUCACUCCCAGAUGAGGACGUACAAGAAGGACUUCCCGAGACUGAAGGUGACACUCCGUUUGUGUUGCACCAUGACCCAUAUUUUCGCCAACAGGACCUGACCCAACAUCCACAUAUGCCUGCAAACUUGCUGGAAGAGAUAAAAGGAGCUCAUAAGAGGAAGACCACGUCGGACAAAGGAGAGGGCGCCCAGCGGCAAAAUGCUCACAUAAAUGGAUAUUCCGACGAACCCAACAAAGGCCGGCGGGAAGAUGAGGAAGAGCAUAUUUCUGCUGCUGUCUACUAUCCUCAUCCAGGCCCGUCACCGGAAGAGAUCGAACGCUUCACAUCUCCAGGCGAGCUCACCGCCAGAAUUCAAGCUCGCAUCCCUGCCAUCGACACUGCUUCUGCCCCUGAGGCAGCCGUUGACACGGCGGUGGGUACUGAACACAUUGACAUUUCAGUAGUAUCCAAGAACGAGAAAAAGAUCUUCCACGGAAAUUACCGGCCUGUCGAUGAAGAGAGGGCGAAUCCGCCCACUCCAGCUCUUUCGCCAGUUGAGGAAAUCCCAGCCAGCGCCGUGGUCAGCGCUUCAGAAUCAGAAUUUGAAUCUGGAGAUGAAUAUGGUUUGACAAGUCAGACGGACGAUAUGUCGACGACUCCAACACAAAGAAGCACACUCAUCAGGAAGCCCAGCGAAACGCGCGCAUCGCACACCAGAGCAAAGGUCGUGCUCGAGCCAUACAGACACCAGGUCGGCGGCCACUCAACGAUUUUUCGGUUUUCACGACGAGCAGUCUGUAAACAGCUGAACAACCGGGAGAAUGAGUUUUAUGAACGAAUCGAGCAGAGACACCCUGACAUGCUCAAAUUUCUUCCCAGAUAUAUUGGAGUACUGAACGUCACUUUCUCCAAGGGGUCAAAACAGUCGCAGAACUCCGAGUCGCUAGCUAACGAUGAGGUUGGGGCCAAGGAUUCAAAUCGAUCGGAAUCGCAGCAACCUGAGGCUCAGCAAACGACCGGAUCUGAUGUUGCCAAGAUCUCCCAAACGUGCGAGCAACCACGCAUUGUCAGCCACUCGCAGCAAAUCGGCACAAUUCCUCAGGUCAUUUUGGAACAAAACAAACACAUUGUCCCCUCGAAUUAUUUUGACUUACCGGAGCGACCUCGAAGCGCCGAUCCGAACCAUGGACGACGGCGCAGCAAGGACUUUGACCUGUCAUCUGCCCAGGUUCAUGAUGAGCUUCAACAACCCAAAUCUCCUACCCGUCCUUCAAUGCCUGAACACUCGAUCAGCUGGGGCAACACCUCUGUUAAUGAAGGUCUGAGAGAUAAAGUUCUCCGGGAAGUCUUUGGACCUCCUCCAGUCCAAUACUUUCGACGCCAUCUCCAUAACCACAGUACAGUGCCUCGACUGCGGGGUAACCAUGCUAGUCGCAAGAGAAGCAACCUCUCUGUGAACUCGCUGCCGCCCACGGAGGGUGGCAUAGUCAAGGAGGUAAAGGAGCAACCUGAGAAACCGGGCACAGAUAAUGACACUUUACACGUGACGUGGCAGAACAAAAUUCCAUCACAAACCAGCCAGAACUCGUCAGACAGCUUGUACUCGUCUUCAGCAUCUGUAUAUGAGGACUACAAAUACACCCUGGAGCAAGUCAAGACUACUGGGAGCGACAUAUCCAAUGCUUCAAGUACCGAAAACAAAUCAUUCGUCAAGCGGCGUCACUCUGGGAUGGGCCUUCGACGUAGACGUCAGUCGGUCAAUGACAAAGGAAAUCCCGACCUGGAGUAUUUCGAGAAUGAAGCUUACUCAACUGAUGUUGGUCCAGAUACAGGAACUGACGUUUUCGCCAUGGAUCAGGAGCGACAAUCUGACAGCUUCGGCAAGAGCCUGAGAACAUCAGAAGCACCCAGUGCCGCCAGUGAGGCAGUGAGCAUUGAGGCAAAAUCUGAUAGCCCACCACUUGCUAUCCGCAAAUCGAGACAACGGUCUGAUGGGAGUCUAAUCCCCGCCAAUCCGAAGGAGGCUCAAUCGGCGGCCGCUGGGGAUCGAGUGGCAUACUUCAUUCUGUUGGAAGAUCUCACCAGUGGUAUGGGGCGCCCUUGUGUGCUGGAUCUCAAGAUGGGCACGAGGCAAUAUGGGGUUGAAGCCACCAAAAAGAAGAUGGAGUCUCAACGCCGGAAAUGCAAAAUGACGACAUCACAACAACUUGGUGUUCGGAUUUGUGGCAUGCAAACGUUUGACGCAAAGGCUCAGAAGGUGUCCUACGAGGAUAAAUACUAUGGUCGUGAUCUCAAGGCUGGACGUGAGUUCCGUGACGCACUUGUCAGGUUUUUGUACGACGGCAUCAGCUAUGCGAGUGUGGCACGACACAUUCCGACGAUUUUGCACAAGUUGGAAAAACUGGAGAAUAUGGUAAGGCGGUUACCUGGCUACCGACUUUAUGCCAGCUCUUUGCUGUUGCUUUACGAUGCCGAACCACACAGGUCUCGUGAGGCUGAAGAAGCGGCAAGAAAUGGUCACGACAUUGCUCAACUGAAGAAAAAGGAGGGCAAGAAGUGGCCUCCACCAAUCGAUAUUAAGAUCGUGGACUUUGCCAAUUGUGUGACUGGUGAGGAUGAACUUCCGCCAAAUGCUCAGGCUCCGCCAGCUCAUCCAAAGGACAUUGAUCGAGGUUACCUGCGAGGUCUGAGGACCUUGAAAGCUUAUUUUGAACACAUCUUGAGCGAUAUCAAGAACAACGAUCUCAAGGAAAUAAAUGGGAGGGAGGAGUUGACCAAUGACACCAACGACUUUUCCAAGGAGCUGCCGACUUCUAGUGCUGAGGUGGCAGUCGAAGAAGAGGGAGAAGUCAGUGUAUAG